AUGGAAGAAGAGGUCAAAUUCUACUUAGCCUUAAGUGUUUCUGGCAUUGUUCAAAUAACAGGGUUGGAAAGCUCCCAGGGACUCAGGAGUCUGGCGGCAACAACGCUGGCUCUUUUCCUGGUGUUUUCUUUCCUGGGAAAUGCUAGCAGUGCUCCACAGAGACUCUUGGAGAGAAGGAACUGGACUCCUCAAGCUAUGCUUUACCUGAAGGGCGCACAGGGACGCCGCUUCAUCUCCAACCAGAGUCAGAGGAAGGACCUCUCCGACCGACCGCAGCCGGAAAAACGAAGUCCAAAUGCCCUACUACUAACUCUUCCAGAGGCAGCAGCUCUGCUGUUGACUUCCUUGCAGAAGCCACAAGAAGCUGGGGAAGAAAACUUUGAUCAAACCAGAUUCCUGGAUGACAGUCUGCUAAACUGGUGAAAAUAUACCAAAUUGCAUCCAGUUACAGUUCUAUCCUUGUUGAAGACAUGAACCAUGUGAAUAAAACUCGUGGAC
Pteronotus mesoamericanus is the source of this 498-nucleotide messenger RNA. RefSeq names its product spexin hormone (gene SPX). Bases 1 to 423 code for a protein of 140 amino acids. The record is from RefSeq and is a predicted model, not a curated record. Gene Ontology annotation, molecular function: neuropeptide hormone activity. Gene Ontology annotation, biological process: positive regulation of gastro-intestinal system smooth muscle contraction. The transcript is spliced from 7 exons. Gene Ontology annotation, cellular component: cytoplasm. NCBI's taxonomy places the organism in Eukaryota, Metazoa, Chordata, Mammalia, Chiroptera, Mormoopidae.